Ailuropoda melanoleuca (giant panda) is the source of this 1197-nucleotide messenger RNA. RefSeq names its product ankyrin repeat domain 9 (gene ANKRD9). The transcript is spliced from 3 exons. Lineage: Eukaryota; Metazoa; Chordata; Mammalia; Carnivora; Ursidae. Bases 304 to 1092 code for a protein of 262 amino acids. The record is from RefSeq and is a predicted model, not a curated record.
GGAUCAAGCUGGGCUCCCUGUGGGUUGGGGGUCCCCCCACUUCUGGAAUGAGCCCAAAAUGGGAGGGAAGAAAUCUAGGUUCUAGGCCUGGCUGUACCAUGACUUGCUGACUGACCUUGGACAAGCUUGCCCCUUGUUGGAAUAUGGGAUGACUGUAUCUGCUCCAUCCAGUAGUUGGGAAGAUCAAGAGAAGUAGCAGACCUGGAGGGGAUUUGCUGUGAAGAGUUGUGCUCACGUUUCUAGGUUGAUUUUGUUCUCCUGCCUCCUCUCAGCAGCCAGGGUUGUUGAUAUCGAGCAAACAUCAUGUUGGGGUGGAAGGCUCCACCCCAUCUCAGCCUGCUGGGGCUCAAAGCGUGCAUUCCUCCCAUCCCCUUUCUUACAGAUGAGGAAGCUGAGGCUCAGAGAAGGAAAGUGAUUCACUCACGUCCUGUGGUCGGAGUCCAGGAACCAGGUGGUCAGCCGCCAGGCCCAUGCCGUGAGGCCCGGAGGUGCCCCGCCGCCACCAGCAUGCCUUGGGACGCAGGGCUGCCCGGGGGCGGUGCCGACGGCGGGCCUGAGGGUGCGGGCGCGGCGCGCUCCCGGGCGCAGAAGCAGUGUCGCAAGUCCUCGUUCGCCUUUUACCAGGCCGUGCGCGACCUGCUCCCCGUGUGGCUGCUCGAGGACAUGCGCGCCAGCGAGGCUUUCCACUGGGACGAGCGCGGCCGCGCCGCCGCCUACUCGCCCUCCGAGGCGCUGCUCUACGCGCUCGUGCACGACCACCAGGCGUACGCGCACUACCUGCUGGCCACGUUCCCGCGGCGCGCGCUCCCACGCCAGCGCCGCCUUUUGCUGCUCGACCUGCUGGCGCUGUACGCACCCGCCGGUGCUGCCGGUCCUGCCCGCCGAGAGCUACUGGGGGACCGGCCUCGUUGGCAGCGGCUGCUGGGCGAGGACAAGUUCCAGUGGCUGGCGGGCCUGGCGCCACCCUCGCUCUUCGUGCGCGCUAUGCAGGUGCUGGUCACCGCCAUCUCACCUGGACGCUUCCCCGAGGCCCUGGACGAGCUGCCGCUGCCGCCCUUCCUGCAGCCGCUGGACCUCACGGGCAAGGGCUAGACCUGCCGGGGGCGGGGGGGGCUCCCUUGGGCGCAGGAUUUUUGGAAAAUCUAUUUUUCAAAGCGUUGUACCCAGCACUUUACAUAUACUGAUCUCUGUAUGGGA